Paramecium tetraurelia is the source of this 1341-nucleotide messenger RNA. RefSeq lists its product as uncharacterized. The transcript has 2 exons. The record is from RefSeq and is a predicted model, not a curated record. NCBI's taxonomy places the organism in Eukaryota, Ciliophora, Oligohymenophorea, Peniculida, Parameciidae. Gene Ontology annotation, molecular function: calcium ion binding.
AUGAAAAAUAACAGAUAAAAUUUUAUCGAUUUGAUCAUCCAUCUACUUGAUUUGGAAGAACAAAUAGAGAAAACAAAGAUUCAUAUGACUUCGAAUGAAUAUUUCACUCUUUACAGAGCUUUCUAAAUAAUUGAUGAAUAAAAUACAAAUUAAAUAACAAUAGAUGCAAUUUCAAAAUUAAUCUCUAAAUCUCCUGAUUAAUGUGCGUUGUUAAUUGAUUAUUACUCUGAAUUUAAAGACAAUAAGUUAUCUUUUGCUAACUUUAUGAAUUUGUGUUUGCCAAGGAGUAAACCUUAAUUAAGAGCAUAAUUGACAUAAAAACUCCAAAAAACGAUUGGUUCCCCAGAGGAAUAAGAAUUAAUCAAAGAACAUUUAUCUAUUCUAUUAGCAACUGAAAUUCAUUUUUUAUAGUAGAUUAAACAACACCCAAUAGAAGUAGAAGGGUUAUUGGAUUACCCAUUUAAACAGAAGGAUUUGAAUUAAUUAGUAGGUGAUUUUGGCUAUAAAAUAAAUAUAGAAGCAAUCUGGAGAAGAUUGGAUUUUGAUUAAAAUGGUAUUGUUACUUAUGAGGACAUGAAGAAAUUGUUUAGAGAGCAUGAUCAAAGCAUUGAUGAUUAUGAAUAGGAAAUGGGGAAGGAAUAACUGAGGAAUAAAGAUAUAAAAUUGGGAUGGAUAAACAAUAAAUCAUGCCCAUAUCAUUCAUAUUCGAAAUAAUUCAGAAAGAGAAUUCAAAACUUUUAGGAAUUUGAGAAAUAAAAGACCAUUUUGAGAUAAAAUGAAUGGAAAUAAAUACGGAGUUUUUUAUAUUUGAUCAAAGAACACAGUUAGAUUUAUUAAUAGAUUGAUCAAUUAUUGGAGAAGCUAAAUAAAUUUGAUAGUAUAAAGCUAUUUGAAUUGUUGAGCAUCAAUGGGAGAUUGGAAUUUUAGUAUUUGCAAAAGUAGAUAUAAGAGAUUGUGGGAUAGGAGUUCCAGCUGGAUUAUUCGGAUGUGGAGUAGUUGAUGAUCUUUUUUGGUGGUCAAAGUUAUGAAGAAUUCAAACGCUCAUUAGAAUGCAGUAGGAUUUUGGAGAGAAAGCAACCUAUAAAUAUGAAUGUCCUGAAGAUGCUAUUCAUAAAAUUGAUAUUGUUGUUGCAAUUAAGUAGAUAUUUGAAAUAAUAAUACGCAAAGAAGGCUUUGAUAUAGAACAAGGACUUGUUGAAUGAAUUCGGGGAGUUUUCUUAGUCAAAUGUUUUGUUGAUGGCGAGGAAGGCAGAGGUAGAAUUGAGUUUGGAAGAAGUUAAUGUGUUUUUUAAAGGUUAAGAGGUUUUGGAAGUUAGGAAUGUUAUGAGUUUUUUGAAAUGA